ACAAUUUAUAAUCUUUAUUCAUUAUUAAUUUUUAGUCCUUACGGCUGUAUUUUUAUAUUACAAUUUCGAGGGGAUUUAUAUUAUUUCAGUUUUAAAUAACUACAUAGAAAAUCGUUUCUAUUUGUGUUACUUAUAUAGUUACAAUGAAAGUUACCAGCGACAUUAUAUCUCGAAAAUGAUAAUUGUUUAAUAAUUUAAGUACGAACGUAUAAUUACUAGCCGGUACAUUGCAAAAUGUUACCAUUUAUGAUGAAGAUGUUAUUUUGGGUUGUGACAGCGUGUGCUGUUAGCGUUAAAGAUGCCCAUGCGCGCCGAGCGUACGAUAGAAUUUCUAGGGAUAAAGUGUAUUGGGAUGCUAGCGAAUGUGCUUUGUAUCACAAAUUGUGUUCGCAAUUAGACGAUAACUUCGCUCUCAUAUCGUGCGCACUCAACGCGUCGUAUAACAAGACGCAGAUCCCGUUUACUUGUCAACAAAAACUGUGGGCACAUCAAGUGGACCUCAUUGACAACUCAUUUCUAUAUAAGAAAUUAAGAGAACCAUGCAAGGAGGAUUCUGUAAUAUCGAAUUGUCUUGGCCCUACUGAUUACACUAUAGACUGCAUAUUAAAAAAGAAGCCAAGUGCUGUUGACAAAAAUUGUUAUAGAAUGAUAAAUAAAAUUGAAUCUCUUUUAUUUAAUGAUUGGCAAAUUACAGCUAAUUUUAUUAUGAAGUGUUAUACUGACGUGAAAGAUCAUAAUUGUGGUAGAAUAUCACCUGAUCCAAAAAGCUUGUCUCAGACGGAAACAUUGAAGUGCUUACAAAACUAUGAACAGUCACUUAGCUCUGACUGUCAAGCUGAAAUAACUGCUUUAAAUGAGAUGAAAUACAGCACUCUGCAGUUAGAUAAAAUUGUUUUCGCUGCAUGCAAUUUGGAACAAAAGAGUUUUUGUCCUGAUGAAAUUCCUGGCUCUUGGUUGAUGUACAAAUGCCUGCUGAGACAUAAAUAUGAGAAUGGUAUGAGGAAGAAAUGUCAGGACCAAUUAUUCUAUGAUCAAAGAAACAUAGCAAUGAACUAUAAAAUGAGUAGAGGUAUGGUAAAAUCCUGCAAGGAGGACAUAAGGAAAUAUCGUUGUAGAAAAGGAGUUGUUGAUGACAAAGACGUGAGACUUGCACAAAUUUUAUUAUGUUUAGAAAAUGUUUCAAGAAAUGAAAGCACAAAAAUUUCCCCAGAAUGCACUGCAGAAAUAAAUGAUCAUAGGAAAAUGUUGAUGGAUGAUUAUAGACUCUCACCGGAGUUAAUGCAAAAUUGUGCGAAUGAUAUAACUAUAUUGUGUAGAGGUAUUGAGGCUGGUGGAAAGACCAUACAUUGCUUGAUGGAUCAUGCUAGGCCAAGAAGGAAGAAAGAAAAGAGAAUAAGUAUGUUGUGUCAAAAAUCUUUAGAAAUUUUAGUACAAGAGGCAGAUCCUGGUGAAGAUUGGAGAGUUGAUCCCAUCUUACGGAAGGCAUGCAAGCCUGUAGUAGAUGCAGCCUGUAGAGAAGUCGAUGGUGGCAAUGGUAGAGUCAUGUCAUGUCUAAUGGAAAAAUUGGGAACUGAUUCAAUGAACACAGAAUGUGAAACAGCAUUAUUGCAAAUCCAGUACUUUGUGUCUCGUGACUUUAAACUAGAUCCUCAGUUGUAUAAAGCAUGUAAAUAUGAUGCUGUUACUGUUUGUAAGGCCAAACUCCAGUGGGCUGAUGCAAAUGAACAACAAUCCGAUAAAGACCCUUUGAUAUUCCCUUGUCUUUAUAAUUAUGCUUAUAAUUCUGAACUAAAAGGUAAAUUAAAACCUGCAUGUGAACAACAGGUUAAAAGAGUAAUGAGGCAAAGAGCUGUGAGUGUGGAUCUGUUACCAGAAAUAGAGGAUACUUGUAUGGAUGAUUUAGCUAACCUUUGCCUAGAUACCACAGGCAAAGGAGAGGAAAUAUCAUGUCUGCAGAGCAAAAUCAAAGAUCUAACACCCAAAUGUAAAGAAAUAGUCACUAAUUUUACUGAAACACAAAGUGAUCAUAUAGAAUUGAAUGCAGUUGUUAAUUUAAACUGCAGAGUUCCCAUAGAGAGGCUAUGCUCUUCUGAGCUCCAAAGUAAAAGAGAUGAAGAUGAUAUUAUGGAAUGCUUAAUUGCUCACAAAAAUGAACCAGAAAUAAAAUCUAAUUUGAAAUGCAGGGCUGCAAUUGAACAUGAACAGUUGAUUGCAUUAAAAAAUUAUAGAUUUACAAGGAAAUUUAAAAAUGCAUGUAAGUCAUAUGUAGUCAGAUUUUGUCCAAAAGCUCAAACUAAAGGUCAAGUUGUAGCAUGUUUAAGUGAAAUUGUUCGAAAUGAUACUAUUACCCGAAGAAAGCAUACAAUUGUCAAAGAAUGUCGACAACAGUUAAGAAGUCAGUUAUUCCAACAGAAAGAAAAUAUUGAUUUAGAUCCAGACCUAAAAGAAGCCUGCAAAUUCGACCUAGAUACAUACUGUUCUAUGAUUCCUCAUGGUGAAUCAGCAGCUUUGGAAUGCCUCCAAACAGCUAAAGGAAAAUUGACAGAUGGUUGCAGAAAAGCCUUAUUUGUAGUCAGGAAGCAAGAGUUCACAGACAGCGCCAUUGAUUAUCAUUUGAUGACAACUUGCAGUGAUAUGAUAGACUUAUAUUGUCAUAAAACAGAGCCAUCUAAAAUAUUUGAUUGUUUAAAGAGUCAUCGGCAAGAAAUCAACUUUGAAAAUAAGUGCAAAUUUGUUGUAGUGAACAGGAUGAUAGAACAAAACACAGAUUAUAGAUUUAACAUCAAUUUGAUAAAUGCUUGCAAAACUGAUAUUAGUAAAUUCUGUUCAGAUGUACUUGCUAGUCAGCCCCAGGAUGUUGAACUUCAAGGAAAAGUAUUAUAUUGCCUAAAAGAGAAGUUCAGGGAAUCCAAAUUAACGAAUACUUGCGAAAACGAAUUAGCGAAUAUACUUAAGGAACAAGCUUUAAAUUAUCGAUUGGAUCCUCUCCUUGGAAAGUUAUGUAAAGCUGAAAUACAAACGAUUUGUGCAGCAAAAGAAGAUAUUACGACUGCGGAUGGAAAGGUAGAAGAAUGUCUUAAAAAUGCCCUUUUAAAUCGUAAAAUAGUCUCUGCGGAAUGCGCACGUGAAGUGGCUCAAAUAAUUGAAGAGGCUGAAGUGGACAUUGAAGCUGACCCGUUGCUAGAACGCGCAUGCGCAUUAGAUUUAUUAAAAUAUUGUAAAGAUCUCGAACAUGGUGCAGGAAGACGUCUCAAAUGUUUGAAAAUAAUUCUCAAUGAUGAUAGUAACAGAAAAUUAGAAGCACCCUGUGAAAAAGCUUUGUCAAGUAGAUUAGAGAUGUAUAAACAUGUUGCAGCGAUGAAUGUGAUUGAGAAUUUUGGUGAUAUGUAUGAUGAGAUUUCAACCUCUCCAUCAAAGAAAUACUUUUUAGUUGUAGGAAUAUCUAUAAUAGGUCUAAUUUUUAUAUUUGGUUUAUAUUGUGGUCGCAUGACUAAGAAAGCUAUGUAUGUUAAAAGGAAAUAGUAUACCAAUUAAAUAAUUUCAAAAAUA
Molecule: messenger RNA, 3549 nt
Organism: Manduca sexta (tobacco hornworm)
Lineage: Eukaryota; Metazoa; Arthropoda; Insecta; Lepidoptera; Sphingidae
Gene: Glg1
Product: Golgi apparatus protein 1
Exons: 7
Coding region: 235-3522 (1095 amino acids)
Cellular component (GO): Golgi membrane
Molecular function (GO): fibroblast growth factor binding
Source: RefSeq, a predicted model, not a curated record